AUGUCUGCCUUCACGGCUCUCAAUGUCGAACCCGAAGACACUCUCGAAGAGGAGAUUGACGACACCCGUGAGAUCCAGCUUGAAGAGGCCUUCAAACUCUAUCAAAAUGCGCUGAAACUUCAUUCUCAGGGUCCCGAGUACUUUCAAGAAGCCAAGGAUGCUUACGACGAACUACUGAGAUCCGAAGUCUUCAAAUACCCAGAUGUGGUCUCGGGCUUUCAACAUGACGAACUCGACGAUGAGGCGACGAUCGCCGCUGCGCAGGCAGACGCCGGUGCAAUCUCUCUGCUCCCGAGCAGUGCCGCCGAAUCCUCUGCAAGUUCGGUUCCUCAGCUUCUCUAUCUCGCCUUCAAGAACAGGGGUCAAUUUCUCCUGGAUGUUGCUCGCCACGAAGUCCCGAACCAGAGGGGCUCUCGCUCCGAGAUCUGUCAGUACUACGCCAAGUCCUGCAAGGAAAGCCUUGGACAGUUCGCACAAGCUCUUGAGCGCGAUGAUACCGAUCUCGACUCCUGGAAGAAGGCUGCCCGUGUGGCAGAUGUUCUGUCCACCCAGCGAAUAGCACGCUUCUGCUUGGAGAGCGUCCUGGCUGGUGAAGAUGAUGACGGCGAACAAACCAUCGACUUAUCGGGUCUUGACGAAGCCUUUGCAGCCGGUGAACUUGAGGAGGUAGUCGCCCUCGUACAAGAUGACCUGAGCCGUCUUCGAAGCUCAGACGCAAGACCCAAGGAGAGGCUUUUGACACUAUUGAAGACAUCAAAUGACCCUUACCCAUUCCUACCAAAGCACGCCACUGCUCUCGAAUACACUGAUGACAGGUAUCGCCCCUUGAGCUUCGCAGUAGGUCAACUGUCUCUACGGCCGGCCUCACCUGACCUUUAUUCUCUUGGCAAGGAGAUUUCCGAGACAUUGGAACGUCUUGAACAGGGUACAGCCAAUCUCAACAGUGCUACUACGAUAAGGAUAGAUCUGAGCACGACAGAUCACGAGGUCGAGAUGGCAGCGACGUCCGAGAAUGUGGGCAAUGAGGCCGACGUCCCCGGCUCUGGCCAAGACGAACUGACGCAGAGUCCUGGUCAACAUCCGGCUGAGACGGGAAUCAAGAUCGAGCAAUCACCCGGGAAGGAGUUGCCACAAGAGAACGACAAGACAGGGCUCUUGCCAGAUGGCGACACAACCGAGGUGCGACCUCUUGUUACAGCGCCAUCACGGAAACGGUCUACGACAAUUGCUGGUAACGAUGAAACUGAAGGCCGAGCAAAGAGUAAAAGAUUGCGAGCGAGAGAAUCACUGGCUGAUCCGACUGCUCAAGAAGAUGAAGCGUCGCACGAAGAUCCCCAGUACUUCUUAGACCAACUCGCUGUCUUCGAGCAGGCGGAUCAAGCCACAUUCGACAUAACAAAUUCCCUUCUAACCAAGCUGGGGUUGAAGCUAUACUUUUCAACAGAGCAAGCUAAGCAAGCUUUCUGGACGGGUACCAGUGAGAAAGCGAAUGAAGAGGGCUUCGAAAGUUCCCUGGAAGACUUACAACUGUCUUCAGACCUCCGCUUGAUCUUGAUGAACUGGUCGGAUGAUAAGGGCCAAGCUAUCGUCAACGGGCAUGGGAACCAGGAUUUUGCUGAGAAAGCGACUGGCAUGUCUUUGUUUUUGCAACACCUUAAACCUGCCAUUCCGAAGGAGACAGAGCGCCCGAAGAGCUCCGACAAAUUUGUACUAGGCCGUCUAAUCACCUCAAUCAAUGCCGAACCAACAAAUAUCUACGGAGCAGCAAGUUCCUGGCUGUGCGCGGUUCUCACUAGCACGAACAGCGCGGGCGCACCAUGUCCAUCACUCUAUCUAGGAGAGAAAUGGACCGUCGAGGUGAAACACAUGGUAGGUGAGUUGGCGCGCACAAUGGAGGACUAUCUAUGGGGGCUUUUCCACCAGCGCCUCUCCUCCAUUUCCAACUCAAGCCAGGAGCAAGUUGAUGGCAUUGAUCCGGAGGUGCGUUCAUCUGUCGAGAUCGUUGAGACUCUUUUCGAGCUGUUUCUCGAUACGGCCGCCUCAGCCUCCGAUCUGGGCGGAGAUAUGGACCAUGCGGAGCAAGCCUGCCAUGCAGACCGCCUGAAGCGAUGGUCAAGUCUGGCGAGCGAGUUCAUGCAACUUUAUUCCUACUCCCCUGCUCCUGGCCUAAACGAUCCUCUAGUUCUUCGUUUCAUCUGGGCGUCAGUGGCCCAAGCAAGACUUGACGACAAUGUUGCCAAAGAACAUAUUGUCUCAAUGCUCGAAGACCUGAAAACUUUCUUGGAAAUGACAAACGCUGACCCGAUCUUUCUACCAAACAAUACUGCAAUGUCUGUUAUCUCUAUGGCCGCGAUUGAUCGAGAGUUAUCGGCUCUCAGUACGCGUGAUUUCUUCACGAGCGUCUUCGACGACGAUAACAGCGACCCCGUAUCAGUGAUCGAGAAAUUGGAACCUAUCUUAGAGUCAAAUUCUAAAACAGGAGAAGAGGCGGCGCUUUUCCAGCAUUCUGCCCAGGCAGAAGAGCUCAUCCAAUUUCUCGAGUCCGGCGACGCGGCGCUCAAAUUGUACCUGUGGAGACGCCUUCAAAACGCCUACACCGCGAUUUCUUAUACCCCCAAAAUUGUAUCUUGUCUUCUCCGAUCGAUCGAGACGAUUGUUGAGGAACUGUCCACUCCGCGGCAUCUCGAAACGGAACCAAACAUUCGACAGAUCUCAAUGCUCAAAUGGUUACAUGACGCGGACGAGAUGAUGAUCAGAUUGUUAGCCAAGGUCCUUACUGACUCGAACCCCUUUGAAUGCGUUGACGGGUCCCAUCUCCGUUCAUCGCUUGAUGCAGUCGCUAAGCUUGUCAAGCUCCUCCACGGAUUCGUCCUCUAUGAAGAUUCACUACGCGUUGGCCAAUCUACCGGGCCCCAACUCAAAGGCGCCACCUCAACAAAGCUGUACGAGAAGAGUAAGGACCGGUUCAGAGAAAUGAUCGUCCGCGCAUGGACUUUGCAAUAUACGCUGCUCAAGGAAGCGACUGUCCAAGAAUCUUCGUUGUAUCCGCGAGCGGCAGACGACCUGGCAGAAUAUCUCUGCAACGUACACAGUUCUUUCGGCCUCCGACAGUAUUGUAAAUAUGCCAAUAAGUCCUUUGUAAAGUUGGUCAAAUCCGAACUGGGAAAUCUUGCUACAGAACAGGACUAUACUAGCGAGAUUGCUCAAGUCUUUUUCGAUCUCUACCAACUCCGCUUUGCCACUGGUAUUGGAGAUGUCGACCACGGCUGUCCUCCGGAAAACCUGGACAAGAAGACGGCCUGGUCCUUGAUCCCGACGAUCAUGAAAUAUGCAGAACGUUUCAACGUCAAAGACCUGAACAAGAGCGAUCUCAAAGCAACAAUUGACAAAAUGCAGCAGGCUCUAGGAGUGGUGAAGAGUCCUCCAGCGCUACAGCAAAAUAAACGGAUCAUUUCUUCGUACCUCAAGUCAAUCAUCAAUGCAAAUGACUUGUACCAGUGCCUCAGAGGUAUCGGUGAUCUGCCUACCCGUGCUGUGCAAGCAGACACGCAGAUUGCGGCCAGCAGUGGCUGGUAUUUCAUGCUUGGACACCUUACGCUCUCGAAAUACAAGUCGAUAAAAAGAGUCAAUCCAACGCCAACCGACGACCUGGAUGUUGCUGCGAACUUCUUCCGUCAGGACUUGGAUCACAACAUUGAGAAAUGGGAAACUUGGUAUCGUUUGGCACAAGUCUAUGAGGCCAAGAUUGAAGACGACUUGAUCUGGAAUUCCACCAAACUCAAUGACUCCAGGACCGAUAUUGCCCUGCUCGAGCGCCAAGCGAUUCACAGCUACAUCAUGGCUGCUGCCGUAGCCAUGCGCUCCGCUGAUGACCGACCAGAAACUGUGGAGAAGAUUGAGGACAUGCUCACAGAGUUUGCCACCCGCUUAUAUGCUUCUUCUCGGCCUCCCCUGAGUAUGGAAGCAUUCCGGACCGACAAACACGUGCGUCACAUGAGCAGCAUCGUUGAUAUGACAAUGUCCAAGCAACCCUAUCAUCUGCCGGUCCGAGAAUAUCGCCUGUGGAAUUUCGCUGCCUAUCUUCUCGGAAAGAAGCUGACGGAUCGGCCCAAACCGUGGACAUCCCACUACACGCGCGCGAAGUGUCUGUGGAAGAUGUUUCGAAGCCCGGAGAAUCAUGAUCGGAUCUCCGCAGAAGCUGUCAUAGAGGCUAUUGUUGAGGCUAUUGAGGCUCUUCCUAAAAAGGAGAAGAAUCAUGAGCCGAUCUUGGAACCUCAUUUCAAGCUUGUAUCAACCGUUCACAAGAUGGUAAGAAGUCGAAAGAUCUCACAUACCGAAGCCUACCAGUAUCUGCAAGCAUCGCGAUAUGCGCAAGGGGUGUCUCUGCCCAAGGAUGAGGAAGGAGUCGACUGGGUGCCCUACAUGCUGGAAAUCUUGAAAAGGCUUGGGCAUGCUGACAAGUCCAAUUGGCACCAUCGAAUCAUCGACCGCGCCGCCCAUGUGAUCUUUGAUGAUGAACCGAAUUUCGCCGGUGCGCUUGGUGCUAAGCAUCAGUUCACGCAACAGAUAUUCACGAAAACCAUGACGAUGCAGGUUUGGAAGCCUGAAUUUGAGCGGCCGGGCCGUCAUUAUGUAUAUACUGGUCGAUACGUCUCCUUCUUCGUGCACAUUCUGGAGCAGCUCAACGACCGCGCAAACUUGGACGCGCUAGUCCGUCGCAUCCGGAGGAAGACCACCGAUUUCCUCGACCACACCAAGGUAUGGGAGGAGGUGGCCACGACCUAUGUGCGCCUGCUCAGACGACUGGGCAAAAUACCCGAAGGUCGAGAACGCGCAUUGUUCGACGGCAUGAACCAUGAAGAAUUCACCAAGAAAUCCGAGAUGAUGGAAAAAUGGGCCCAUGAUCCCGACACCACCUCAGUCUACCUGGACAUUAUGCGAGACGGCAUCGACUUGAAACGGCUUAAUAACAGUCUGAUGAAAGGACCCGUCAUUGACGACCUUAUAGGAGAUUCUUACGCUUGUCUUUACGAAGAGUUCAUCAAACAAUUGCCACCCGAAGAACAGACCAAGCCACAGCCUGCCGCGCUCCCCCAAGGGACCUUUAUCAAUAUGACGGCCGAGUUCGCUGCUAGUGGCGAGGAUGGAACCAACAUACUGCGCGCUCAAGGCGACGGAGCUGUUGACGGACCAUUGUCUGUGUCGAUCUCAGCGCCUGUAGGACUUGGACUCCAAAGUUCGUCCGCCCCUUUCCCUGUGGCGAGUGGCCAACCAAUACCCGAAGUUCAGCGCGAACGAGCCAGACCUGGGCGUACAAAGACAGUCACCCGCCGCGAAAUUCAGCGCAAGGCGGAGGCAGCCAUAGUGAAGCCACCACCGAUCAAGACACCCAUCCUUUCGAAACAACCUAUUGUGGUGAUCCCUUCCAAGGUGGAAGCCGAAACAGAAGCACCAAUCGACAAACGGUUAGCUGGAACGAAAGACGAAGACAUAGACGGAAGCAGAGCAAGCUCUAGGCGUGGCUCUAUUCAGGAUAGUGCGGAUGGAGAAGCCGACGCUGAAGACUCGGGCAGUGAGCUCAGUGACCUUGAGGACCUGGACGAAGAAAAGAAGCACAUGCUGGAAGAGUACGAAAUUUCCAGGGACAAUGUGGACGAUGUAGGCGAGGACGGGGCCGAGGAUGCUGUCGACGAUGCCGCUGAAGAUAACGACGGCACAGAAGAUGACGACGAGGAAAUGCAUGAUGCAGAAGACGAAAUCGAAAUUCCAGACUCGCAGGAAAAUAUCGACCAGGAUGCACCAGAAAAUAAAGGCAGCCCCGGCAACGACGAAGAACAAGAAUUUCAUGAAGCACGAGAAGAACACGACGACACAGUGGACUAG
Messenger RNA from Fonsecaea erecta, 5883 nucleotides. RefSeq lists its product as hypothetical. NCBI's taxonomy places the organism in Eukaryota, Fungi, Ascomycota, Eurotiomycetes, Chaetothyriales, Herpotrichiellaceae. Gene Ontology annotation, molecular function: nucleosome binding. Gene Ontology annotation, cellular component: nucleus; HIR complex. The record is from RefSeq and is a predicted model, not a curated record. The coding region runs from base 1 to 5883 and encodes 1960 amino acids. Gene Ontology annotation, biological process: chromatin organization. The transcript has a single exon.